Molecule: messenger RNA, 2543 nt
Organism: Synchiropus splendidus (mandarinfish)
Lineage: Eukaryota; Metazoa; Chordata; Actinopteri; Syngnathiformes; Callionymidae
Gene: mcm7
Product: minichromosome maintenance complex component 7
Exons: 15
Coding region: 166-2340 (724 amino acids)
Biological process (GO): double-strand break repair via break-induced replication; DNA replication initiation; DNA replication
Cellular component (GO): MCM complex; nucleus
Molecular function (GO): ATP binding; single-stranded DNA helicase activity; single-stranded DNA binding
Source: RefSeq, a predicted model, not a curated record
CGUCAUACUCGCGCCACUUCUCGUACUGAGACUGGGGGAGAACAGCGAGUCGCAGCCGCACUAACACCGGUCACCAAAAUCAACAAUUCACUCCAAAACACCCCCGGUUGUGUAGCGGAUUAUUCGGAGACAAGUCGUCGCAACUUCUGAACAGCAGCUGCAGUCAUGGCUCGUAAAGACUACGCCGCAGAGAAAGAAAAAUGCAAGCGUUUUUUGCAAGAGUUUUAUUCGGAAGAUGACAAUGGAAAGAAAGUCUUCAAAUAUGGAGCGCAGUUGGUGGCCCUGGCUCACAGAGAGCAGGUCACUUUCUUUGUGGAGUUGGAUGACGUGGCAGAAGAAGAUCCCGAGCUGGUGGAGAGCGUCUGUGAGAACGCCAAACGCUACACCAGCCUCUUUGCUGAUGCCGUCCACGAGCUGCUGCCUGAAUACAAAGAACGAGAGGUCGUGGCCAAGGACUCUUUGGACGUGUAUAUUGAGCACAGGCUGAUGUUGGAGCAGAGAGCACGUGACCCCGCAGACACACGAGACGCUCGCAACAAUUACCCUCCAGAACUCAUGAGGAGAUUCGAGCUCUACUUCAAACCUCCCGGCACCUCCAAACCCAAGGUGGUGCGUGACGUCCGCGCCGACAACAUCGGGCAGCUGGUGACCGUGAGAGGGAUUGUGACCCGGGCUACUGAAGUCAAGCCCAUGAUGGCUGUCGCAACGUACACGUGCGACCAGUGUGGUGCUGAGACCUAUCAGCCGAUUCAGUCUCCCACCUUCAUGCCGCUGGUCAUGUGUCCCAGUCAAGAGUGCGUCACCAACAAAUCAGGAGGUCGUCUCUACCUGCAGACCAGGGGCUCCAAGUUUGUCAAGUUCCAGGAGCUUCGCAUUCAGGAGCAUAGCGACCAAGUUCCUGUGGGGAACAUUCCAAGGAGCAUGUGCGUUUACGCCCGUGGUGAGAACACCCGUCUUGCUCAACCAGGAGACCAUGUGGCCAUUUCCGGAGUCUUCCUCCCUCUGCUGCGCUCCGGCUUCAACCAGACUGUUCAGGGCCUGUUGUCGGAAACGUAUAUGGAAGCUCAUAACAUCGUCCUCAUGAACAAGACCGAGGAUGACGAGCUGGGCAAUGAGGAGCUGACGGACGAGGAGCUGCGCAGCAUCUCAGAUGAGGGCUUCUACGAGAAGCUGGCGGGAUCCAUCGCUCCUGAGAUCUAUGGGCAUGAAGAUGUGAAGAAGGCUCUGCUGCUGCUGCUGGUGGGUGGUGUGGAACAAGCCCCCAAAGGCAUGAAGAUCAGAGGCAACAUUAACAUUUGUCUGAUGGGCGACCCCGGAGUGGCAAAGUCCCAGCUGCUGUCCUACAUCGACCGACUGGCGCCUCGAAGCCAGUACACCACCGGCCGCGGCUCCUCAGGCGUGGGUCUGACGGCAGCGGUGAUGAAGGACCCAGUCACAGGAGAGAUGACCCUGGAGGGCGGGGCCUUGGUCCUGGCUGACCUCGGCAUCUGCUGCAUCGACGAGUUUGACAAGAUGGCCGACGCCGACCGCACGGCCAUCCAUGAGGUGAUGGAGCAGCAGACCAUCUCCAUCGCCAAGGCCGGGAUCAUGACCUCGCUCAACGCUCGCUGCUCCAUCCUGGCAGCCGCCAACCCCGCCUACGGUCGCUACAAUCCAAAGAAGACCAUCGAGCAGAACAUCCAGCUGCCGGCCGCCCUGUUGUCCAGGUUCGACCUGCUGUGGCUGAUCCAGGACAAGCCAGAUGCUGACGCCGACCUGCGGCUGGCCCAGCACAUCACCUACGUCCACCAGCACCUGCGCCAGCCGCCCACCCACUUCACCCCCAUAGACAUGAAGCUGAUGAGGCGUUACAUCGCUCUGUGCAAGAAGAAGAAUCCGGUGGUUCCUGAGGCGCUGGCCGAUUACAUCACCGCUGCUUAUGUGGAGAUGAGGAAAGAGGCCAGAGUCAGCAAGGACACGACCUUCACCUCGGCUCGAACCCUUCUGUCCAUCCUCCGCCUGUCCACGGCCCUGGCCCGCCUCCGCAUGAUGGACUCUGUGGAGAAGGAAGACGUCAACGAGGCCAUGAGACUGAUGGAGAUGUCCAAGGACUCGCUUCAAGCCGACAAGUCCAGCGGCGCACGGACUCAGCGGCCGUCUGACGUCAUCUUCUCUCUGGUGCGUGAGCUGUCCUCAGAAGGCCGAGGUGGAGCCGGAGGUUUGGUCCGCAUGUCUGAGGCGGAGCAGCGCUGCGUGUCUCGCGGCUUCACCCCGGCACAGUUCCAGGAGGCGCUGGAGGAGUACGAGGAGCUCAACGUCUGGCAGAUCAACCAAGCUCGCACCCGCAUCACCUUCGUCUGAGACGGCUGUUUUGUUGCUCCGGGACUCUUGAGCAGUUGGAGAUUUGUUGCUAAAGCUUUUAUUGUCAAAACCCCUCUUCCAUGUUCUUGUAAAUACAUCAGAUAAUGCACCGUCACCUGCUUUGUCUUCCUGUACAUUUUUAUAAAUUGUUGAGCAAGUUCUGCUGAGCUCAGUGUGAGCUGUUGAAUUCUCGUUCUAAUAAA